Messenger RNA from Notodromas monacha, 4759 nucleotides. Lineage: Eukaryota; Metazoa; Arthropoda; Ostracoda; Podocopida; Cyprididae. The record is from the annotation of a GenBank genome assembly.
AUGUAUUUCUGCGAAGAUUGUGCUUUUUCCUUCUCCAAUCGUGACGCGUGGGAAGAACAUUUAUUGACUGUGCAUUCCAACGACGAGCCAGAUUCAUCUCCGACUGAAGAGCCGCAUGACUCAGAUGCCGAUUCCGGUGUCGCAAAUGGGGACGUGGAAGAGACUGAAGAGGAAAUCCCGGUUGAAAAGUGUGCAAGUGUUGACACAGAAUUUCUCAGUCGACUGCGAAAGCAUCCAUCGAAAGUUCAUUUGUCUCGCGAUCCCGUGUUGCGACUAACGUGUCGAAACAGUCCUCAAGAUCUCCCGGAUCCUUCCGAGUGUGAUUUCACGUGGGGUCAAACGCCGCUUACCGUUGAUGACUACGUGGAGAACCCUGAUUUCUAUGUUGUGCAGUAUGUGUCAUUGGGAAGCUCGUGCCCGAAAUGCGGAAAAUUUUUCUCUGACGAGUCCAGGAUGGAGACACAUAUGCCGCGGUGUAAUUUCGAAGCAAAGCGAGAAAGGGUUGUUGUGGCAACCCUUUCUCGCUCGUCCAAAACCGCAAGCAGCUCGUUUAUUACUUGCCCAUCCUGCAGAAUAAGAUACCUGAAAAGAUCGUUCAUCCAACAUCUGCGAACUGCUCACGAAGCGGUGAACGAAAUGGAAGCGUCCAAAGCAUCGGUGCGAUGUCAAAUUCCCGGCUGCGACAAAGUUCUCGGGAAACGAUUUUCUCAUGCCGAGCACCUGUUGCUUCACCCGAGGUCUAAGGAUUUUGCGUGCAAGUCUUGCCCCAGUAAUUUCUGCACGUUGCAGUCGUUGCUUCGGCAUUACCUCACGCAUGAGCAGGAAUUCUCCGGCCUCAAGACACGGAAAAAGGAAGGACCUGUACGAACUUUCAUUCGAGAACCGUCUGGCAAGUUUGCGAAGACGCCCUUGCCGCGAGUCAGGAAAAAAUCCUCUCAGAAACUCACUGCGUCGGCGGCAAGCAGUAAAGUCUCUACGGUGAAAUCCCCUGUCGUGAAAUCAUCGCCGAAGCCAACGAAAAAGUCACGGAUUCCUUCUGUCGGAACGCAGCCAAAGAAAACAAAAAUUAGUGCAAAACGGAAAUCUCCUGCAGCGUCACCUGCUCAGGCCGAACGCGAGAUGGAAGCUGUUAUUGAGGACGAAACUGUGCUGAGGAACUCUUGCAAACAUUGCGGGAAACAUUUCGCCAGUAGGAGCAACCGGAUUCGCCAUGAAGCGUUGCACUUUUCCGACGGACAGUAUCGAGACGUGAUUAAUCAUGGCAAAUCCGGUGGUCCUGGGUUAUCCGGCCCAAGAUUGUCGAAAGAACCCGCGAAGUCCGGAAAGAAGGUCCCCAAGCAAGCAAAGAUUUCCACUCCAUCUGUUCUUCAAGACUCCGUCGCGGACGAGAAGCUGAUCGGCAAAUGCCGGUAUUGCUUCAGAGCUGUCGAUAAGCCAGAUCUGAUCCGCCACGAAGCUUCGCAUUGGGACAAAGGCGUGUUUCGUAGCGAAGUCCCGCUUCGGCAAGUCGAAGCCAGAACUGCUGCUUUAACUCAGUCAAGCUUUAAAUGUGCUUUGUGCAAAAAAGAAUUCCCCACGAUGUUUUAUCUUCAGAAGCACAAACGUGACAAGCAUGGAAAGCGCAGGAAUGCGACGACGAAGAAAGCGAAGAGUCCAAAAAAGAAGCGGACGAAGGACGUUGAGACUCUGGAACCUCUAGAGAUGGAGGACGAAAGUCCGAAGUUGGUUUUGAGAUCUCCGGUAAAGGAGAAGAUUGAAGAGAAGGCGAAAUCGAAAGAACCGGUUGAUCAGAAAGUGUCGAAGGAACCGAAACUUGCCAUUUUUGAUCCUAUUUCAACGUUCGAUCCAAGUUCGAGCCUAUAUACGUGUCUUGAGUGCAAGAAACAUUUUUCCGACCCAACGAUGCUCACAGAACACGUCAUUAAGUUUCAUUCACGCACGUUCGUCGCGCGUUGCAGCUUAUGCUCUGUUGGAUUCCUGUCUCAAGCUACGCGGCAAAUUCACGAAGCGUCCUGCGUCGGAGACUCUGAGAAAAACCUUAAAAUCCACUGCCGACUCUGCGACCUGAGCUUCCCAACGAAGCCAGCAUUUGUGCAUCAUGUGCACGAAUCCCACAGUGACCUGGAAAAUGCAGCGGAUGACGUCUUGCGUGGAGUUGUCAAGGGGAAGGUUGUCUUUCCUGCCGUCGGAAUGACCGUCGCUGAGCCUGCGAAAAAGUCGAGACGAACCAAGUCGGCGAGUUCUGCGUCUUCUGCAAUCUCUGCGGAUGACGUGUUUGAAUUCAAUGGUGCGAGUGCCAAAGGAGGUGGUCAGAGAAAGAGUGGGUCCGCGAUGACUUUCGUAUGCGUGUGUGGCUUCAGAGGUACGAAAACUCAGCAGCAAAGUCAUCGGAAGAAAGAGCAUCCUUCUACUAAAAAAAAUCAAAGAUUGGCGAGGCCGGUUUCCGACGAGGAGAUGGAAGAAAUUCAGCAGUCUCCAGCUAAGAAACAACGACUGGAUUCUUCGUCAUCUGCGACGAAAAAACGAGUAUCGAAAACCAAGUCUUCACCUCUACAGUCUCCUCGACAAACCCCUGCUGUGGAUCCGGAAAUGGCCCCUGUUCAGUUCCUCAAGUGCACCAUUUGUGGACACUUGACUUUCGCGUCUUUGAUGCAGCAACAUCAUCAAGAAGCGCACGGGUCGAAAAAAAAGAAGAAAAGAGUUUCGACUCUGAAAAGAAAAUCUGUUGGUUCGCGAAGUAGGAAAAGGUCCUUAUCUUCUCCGAAGAAAAUGCCCGACGAAGACAAGGUUUUGCAAACAUCGCUUCACAUGAACUCCGAAACGGGUCAGCAAACCCUAAUGCGUUUGGUAGAUGGCUCUGAAGUGCCCAUGUCGAAGCGCUUGGGUCUGCGAACGAAGAUGCAGUGCCCCAUGUGCCCGGAAAUGUUCGAUACCUCUAUCCUUUGGCAUCGACAUGUUUUGCGGAAUCAUUGUCUGGAUGUUUGUCUCAAGACGUGGGGAGUGAAGAAUGUUUCGUUGACGGCUUCGUCGGAACCAUCGCCAAUGGAAAAUCGACCUACUAAAGCGAAUGAAAACGAAUCUGCGUUUGAAGAAGAGUCAGAAGAAAUGGUCGACGAAGCAUCGGAAGAUGCUGACGAGGAAUCAGUCCCGAAGGACAUUUCUGGAAAAAAGGUUAUUCCUCGCACUAUCGAGCAAAGUGAUCAAACCCAAGUAUCUAUGACGAACAACAAUACAUCGCAUCUGGAAACGAGUUUGGAAAGUGUGACGGAAUCUGACAAGUCCGCCGCCGCUGCGCGUGAUUCUCUAAACACGACGUUGGGUGAUGCUCGGCCGAGAAGACCGAUUCAGGCGUCCCGCCGCCUUUUGGAUGCGGAUUUCGACAACAUGCCGAACAUGAGAACUCAUAAGAAAAGAAGUAUCUCGCCGUUGAAACCUCAGUCUGCGAGAAGAACCUCUGACGCGGCUGCGAAGAAAAAGCGUCCUAAUAAAAGAUCCACCAAAUUCAGUAGUUCAAAAAGAUCAAAAAGCAUUCCGGAAAUCUCCGUUGCGAUCGAGCCUGAAAAUUUCGAUUCGACGCGUCUCGAGGACGAAGACGACGAUGAUUUCGUGGCGGACUCCCUGAUAUCAAACGGCGUUAGACUCGGCUCGGACAACAAGGUUGACGAAGAAUACCCCCCAAAAUCUGCAGCUAUUCCUGCGUACCAGCAAAAGAAAUUCGCCGAAGUUCCGCCUCCUUCUCAGCCGGUUUUCCGCGUUCGAGUGAAGCAAUGCGUUUCCAUGGCCGAGCAAGUUGCUAUGUUACAAGAGGCCGAAUCCCAACUGGACUCCCCUGUUUCACGGCUCACCUGUUCGGAAUGCCCCGAAUUGUCAUUCGACACCCCGUCUCUUUUUUAUGAGCACUUCAGUGGUAACCACAGAGUCACAGAACCCGUCACAUGCAGCAUUUGCAAGUCAUCUUCGAAAAAUCUGCAAGCCCUGCGAAAUCACGUUCGUCGACUCCACGCGGACAUAUUCCCCUUGAAGUGUCCCGAGUGCCCGAAAGUGUUUUCCCGAGGACGCGGCCUAGAUAUGCACAUGGAACUGGUACAUCGUUCGUCAGCAGGCGGAAAAGUGGAGCAGUUGAAGAGCGAAAAGGGGAAGACGAGGGAAAAGAAAGACCAGAAGAUCGACCCCGUGGGCACCUUGUUGUCGGAAGAGAUGGGCAUCGAUGAGAGUGACCCGGAAGACUUUCCAGAAGCUAUUCAAUCAGCCUUGACUCUAGAUUAGUCACAAGAGUGCGAGCGAGUCUUCUAAUUUAUUUGAGGUACGGUUAGGUUUUAUACGAUUUGUCGAGCGUUUGUUUACGAGUUUUAAGUUGAACUGCAACUCUGUUAAAUCCUGUUUUUGAUUCGCGUGUAGAUGUAAAAUUGUUUUGGUCUUCGGUUUGCUCGGCUGAUACCCGAGGAGAAGAGAAAAAAAAAAGAAUUCCCGUCUGCGUUGGAACAGUUUCUGUGAGAUGACUUUGUGUUCCUUCAGUUCAUAGGCGAGGGAAGAUUCAUAACAACCUUUGAUUGCGGUUCGGGUUAUCUGGCGCUUUUGUACUUCUCGUGGUUAUUUUUCGUCUGAAUUGAGUUUGUAUUUCUUCACUUCGUGACAUAAUGCCGUUGGAAUGUUCGAAGUAGGAUGUCAGUGUUCAUAUGUUUGCUUGAAACUUCGCGUUGAGUUCUUUCGCACGUGAGCAGAUCUUCGAAAUAAAAGAAUGCUUUUUAGAUACUUUUCA